AUGGUCGGGAAUCCAGACACGUGGAUCGCGCAGCUGCGCGAAUGUAAGUACCUGCCGGAAGAGGACAUGAUGGUCCUCUGCGACCAGGUGCGCACCCUUCUGCUCGAAGAAAGCAAUAUCCAACCCGUCUCGAGUCCCGUGACGGUGUGUGGCGAUAUCCACGGCCAGUUUUGGGAUCUGCUCGAGCUGUUCCGCGUCGGCGGUGAUCUGCCAGAUACAAGUUAUAUCUUUAUGGGCGACUUUGUCGACCGCGGUUUCUUCAGUCUCGAGACUUUCUCGCUGCUCAUGGCCCUCAAGGCACGGUAUCCAGGCCGCAUGACCCUGCUGCGUGGUAACCACGAGAGCCGACAGAUUACACAGGUAUAUGGCUUUUACGACGAAUGCAUGCAAAAAUACGGCAGCGCCAGUGUUUGGAAGAGCUGCUGCCAGGUCUUUGACUACCUCAACAUCGCCGCGAUCAUCGACGGCCGCGUCUUGUGUGUGCACGGCGGCCUCAGUCCGGAAUUGCGCUCGCUGGAUCAGAUCCGCACGAUUAUGCGCAUGCAGGAAGUGCCGCACGAAGGGCCGUUUUGCGACCUGAUGUGGUCGGAUCCCGAGGAUAUCGAGACGUGGAGCGUCAGUCCUCGCGGCGCCGGAUGGCUCUUUGGACGUAUGGUGACCAAAGAGUUCAACCACUUGAAUGGCCUCGAGCUGAUCGCACGCGCACACCAGCUCGUCCAGGAAGGCUACAAGCUUAUGCACGAUCACCACAUCGUCACCGUGUGGUCCGCUCCCAACUACUGCUACCGCUGCGGCAAUGUGGCAUCCGUGUUCCAAGUCGAUGAUCUACUACAUACCGCCCACAACAAAACGGACGAGGCCCCGUCGCGAUUCAAUGCAUCGCACUUCAAAAUCUUUGAUGCCGUCCCUGAUCAAGACCGCAUGCAUCCCACGCGAAGCACGGCCUCCCAAUACUUUUUGUAA
Molecule: messenger RNA, 963 nt
Organism: Malassezia restricta
Lineage: Eukaryota; Fungi; Basidiomycota; Malasseziomycetes; Malasseziales; Malasseziaceae
Product: serine/threonine-protein phosphatase 6 catalytic subunit
Exons: 1
Coding region: 1-963 (320 amino acids)
Biological process (GO): peptidyl-serine dephosphorylation; G1/S transition of mitotic cell cycle
Cellular component (GO): cytoplasm
Molecular function (GO): protein serine/threonine phosphatase activity
Source: RefSeq, a predicted model, not a curated record